GACCAGUGCGCAAGCGUGCGCAUGCGCGGGCGCGAGGAGCGAUGGCAGGUGUUGGGGUCGAGCGGCUGCCGGCGAUGGUGCGAUUCUCGCUGCUCGUGCUCGCUGUGUGUGCUGCGGGUGCCCAUGGGCUCUAUUUCCACAUCGGCGAGACGGAGAAGCGUUGCUUCAUCGAGGAAAUACCCGACGAGACCAUGGUCAUCGGCAACUAUCGCACCCAGAUGUGGGACAAGCAGAAGGAGGUCUUCCUGCCCUCCACCCCUGGCCUGGGCAUGCACGUAGAAGUGAAGGACCCGGACGGCAAGGUGGUACUGUCCCGGCAAUAUGGCUCCGAGGGCCGCUUCACCUUCACUUCGCACACACCCGGUGACCAUCAGAUCUGUCUGCACUCCAACUCCACCAGGAUGGCUCUCUUCGCUGGAGGCAAACUGCGUGUCCACCUGGACAUCCAGGUUGGGGAGCAUGCCAACAACUACCCCGAGAUCGCUGCCAAGGACAAGUUAACAGAGCUGCAGCUUCGCGCCCGCCAGUUGCUUGAUCAGGUGGAACAGAUCCAGAAGGAGCAGGAUUAUCAGAGGUAUCGUGAAGAGCGCUUCCGUCUGACCAGUGAGAGCACCAAUCAGCGGGUCCUGUGGUGGUCCAUCGCCCAGACUGCCAUCCUCAUCCUCACUGGAAUCUGGCAGAUGCGGCACCUUAAGAGCUUCUUUGAGGCCAAGAAGCUGGUGUAGGGCCCUUGCCGUGUGACCUUUCCCUUUUACCUCAGUUGUUUGAUAAUUUCCCCACCCAGUCCCUGUCCACUUGGAUCCUGAGGAGGAAAAAUGAAAAGCAAUGUGUCACAUUGGUAUCGUGGCAAGAAGCCAUUCAGAUCAGCUACCUUUUGACCCUGGUUCUCCAAGAAACAGACAUUGGUCCAAGCUUUCAAAAUCUGCCUUAGGGUUUGGGAGAAGUUGGAAUUAACUCAAGAUCGAGUCGUUUCUUUUGCCUCUGAUUCUCCCGUUUCGGGUUCGUCUGCCUGUGCAGUGGGCAGCUGGCAGCCCCCAUGGAGGAAGCACUGUCUCAGUGCUCCUGGGCCAGUCUUGAGUUCUCUCAAUGGCUUUGUGAAUGUAAAUAAGGGGCACUUCUUGGCCCUGAAGGAUUUAGAUUUUUUCUAUAUUUUAGAACUAUUUUUGGAUAAAUUAUAUAUUUUCCUUCCUGGUUGAAUCAUCACUGCCUGUAACUAGCCAAAAACACUAAUCCAUACUUAUGCAUUCUGCUUACUCGCACAUUUUUAGUACCUGCUGUGAAGUGCUCAGAAAGCAGACACUAUAACUCAAAUCCGUGUUAGAAGGCCAAGAAGAGUUCUCUUGUGAGUCCAGUCCACAGGGUCACACAGUUGGGUAAGAGGGUGACAGUAAUUCCGAGCAGUGUACUCUCCCCUCAACGUUUCCUUAAGCAGGUAAUGUUUUGUAGAUUUUUUUUGUUUUUGAGUCAGUCUUGCUCUGUUGCUCUGGCUGGCCUGGAACUCCCUGUGUAGACUAGACUAGCCUCAGAUCCACCUGUGUCUCCCUACCAAAUGCUGUGACUAAAGAGGCAUGUGCCACCACACCUGACAUAAAUAGUCAAGGCAGGUUUUGGUUCUGUACUCAGAUUUUCUUUCAAUGAAAUGAAACACAGGCGCCAUGUUUAUAUAAAAUAAGUGUGGGCAGAGGUGAGGCCAAACAAGAAUAAAGGGGGAGAAAGGGACGUUACUGGCCUGGAUUGACUGCUGGUCUUUGUAGACAACCGUGCAGUAGACUUUUAACGGGCACUCGUGGUAAGGCUUGGCCUGGGAGGUGGGAUGGGUUGAUUGCCAUAGGUUACCCUAGUAAAUACGGUAUCAGCAAGGAACUAACAAACCAAAUCAUAAACAGUUCUUACGGUACUUCCCUCAUCCCCUUCUGUAUGAAACUCAUGCCAUCAGUUGCCCAUUCUUGAUAUUUUAUUCACAGCUUUAUUACAUAUUUAUUUGGAAUAUUUAUUAAAUUUCUUUUUCUGACUUAUA
Messenger RNA from Mesocricetus auratus (golden hamster), 2017 nucleotides. RefSeq names its product transmembrane p24 trafficking protein 4 (gene Tmed4). Lineage: Eukaryota; Metazoa; Chordata; Mammalia; Rodentia; Cricetidae. Gene Ontology annotation, biological process: endoplasmic reticulum to Golgi vesicle-mediated transport; intracellular protein transport; positive regulation of canonical NF-kappaB signal transduction. The transcript has 5 exons. Gene Ontology annotation, cellular component: endoplasmic reticulum; endoplasmic reticulum-Golgi intermediate compartment; COPII-coated ER to Golgi transport vesicle. The coding region runs from base 42 to 725 and encodes 227 amino acids. The record is from RefSeq and is a predicted model, not a curated record.